AUGAAUGAAUUAUAUACCCUGUACGAAGAUAUUGGGGAAAACGAUCAAGUUUUAAUUUCGGGAAAAUUAAGAAAUAUACUUGAUCACUUUCAAAACAAAAAUAAAUAUUAUGUCUCCGAGUUUGUUGUUGUAAGUAGAACAAGGUUUUUUAAAUCUAUUAGCAACUAUGGGGAAUUCUUGUUGUUGCAAUCAUCUUCCAGAGUAAUAAACAAUUAUGAACAUAUUUUACGACUUUUACAUAAAGCGAAAGUGUAUUUAGAACUUGCCAGAUGCUUAAAAUUUAGUGGAUGUAAUAUAAAUAAAAACAAAAAAUGCGAAGAGGAUAUUUUAAAAUAUAUUAAUUAUUUAGAAUCUAAGAAAAAGAAACAUUAUUACCAUAUUUAUGGAACGCUAAUAAAAUUUAUUAUUACAUCUCUUAAAAAAAGUGAUAGUUCUGUAGAAAAUAAAUCAGACAUUGUUGAAUUGGAAAAACAUGUUAAUUUGGAUAUUUCUGAAAAAAAUAGUAGUAAAAACGAUGAUCAAGCUCAUGAUUUUACCAUAAAGGAAGCACAUAAAUUGAAAGAUAAUGAGGAUUCAUGGGAUAAAAAUUAUAUUGAUGAAAAAAGUAUCAUUGAGCCCUUUGAUGAGCUGGAAGAAUAUGGAGAUUAUCUGUACAAUGUGUUGAAUCAAAUGGAUAGCAUAUCAUGGGAAGGUAAAAAAUAUGAAGAAUAUCUAAAAAUGAUUAGUUUAAAUGAUUCAAUCAUUAAUUAUGAAAACGAAAAAGCAAAAAAUUCAGAAAAAUCUAGUUUCACGAACAUUCCAAAGGCCACAAACAAUAUUAUUUUGUUACCAAAAUAUUUAGAAAAUGUAAGAAAUUCUAUAUAUAAUCAUCAGAAUAAAUCAACAAUGGAAGUGAAAUCUAUGAUUGAGCAUGCAAUGAGUGAUCAUAUGAAAGCUCCCUUGUUUAAAACGGGAAAAAUAAUGAGCGAAAUGCUCCCCUCUCCAGAUUAUGAAAAGUAUUGGUCCAUUACAAAAUCUUUUUUUUCAAGUAAAUUGGAUGAUACUUCCAUACUGCAAGACAUGGUAUUCAAAAUUUUUAACUUAAAUAAAAAUCAAUCAAGUGCUAAUGCAUCUCCGUCAAAUAUAUAUAGUGUUAACUAUAAUGAUAUUUUUAAAAUUAUAUUAAAAGGAAUAUAUCCAAUUAAAAAUGAAAAUGAGGAAAUAUAUAUAUUUCUGAGACAGAUAUUGAAUAAGACAAAAAAAAAAUUUUCCCACAUGUUCAAUAAAGAAUUAGCAGAUGCACAAUUCAAUCCAAAUGAUAAGUUGAAUUAUACUUUCCUUCCAUUGCACAUGUACAAUAAUUCUAGUGACAUCUGUAGAGAAAUAUUAAAAUAUGCCAUUUGUAAUAAGGACUUAGUACUUACACUUAAAAUAGUCGACACCAUCUUAUCAAUAGCAAUAUACGAGAACUCUUUAAAAGAUUUGGUUCAUUUCUUAAACACAUUGGCAGAGUAUAUAAUUAUACCCUACUUAAGAUGGGAAAUAAGAUCAUGUUGCAAAAAGGUUUGUGAUGAUAGAGAUAUUAUCAGUUGCAACAAAUCUGAGGACAAAAAUGAUUAUAACGAAUUAAAUGUUGAAAAUAGUAACAAUGAAUUUUGUACAAAUUACAUAAAUUUUAACAAAUUAAUGUGCAAAAUUCCUUUGCAUGAAUAUGAAUCAUUGAAACUUUUAGAAUUAUUUUCAUUUCAAUAUCCUAUGUUUUUAAAAAUAAAUAAUAAUCCCCAAAGGUGCCUAAAGGAUAUCCCGAAACCUUGUGAAUAUUCAAGUAACAUGUUACCUACAUAUGGAUCAUACAUAUUUCAAAUGGUCGUUUCUUUUGAAAUUGAUAAUUCCAUAAAGGUAUUAGAUGAACUUGGAUCAAAAUGUAAAAUAAUGUUUCAGCUAGUGGAAGACGACGAAAAUGAAGAAAACAAUACAAAUGAUAUUUCAGAUGAAAAUAUAAGCAAAAAUAAGGAAUUCAACUUUUUAGAAAUUAAUUUUCAACAUAAUCAUAUGUUCACGAAAUUGAUUAAGGGUUCUGUUUCAGAAUCUUUCAUGAAGGUAAAGGAUGUUACUGAAAGAGAAACAAAUGAUAAAUCAACUAAGAUAUCUAAUGUAGACAAUAGCGAACUUAACACAAAUCAGCAUAAUUCUACGAUCAGCAGCGAAAUCAUGAAUCAUGAAAAAAUUAAGAACAAGGAGAAAAAUGCGAAUAAACUUAUAAAUGUUUAUGAUAUAACAAACAUGAACACAAUUGUAUUUGAUGUAUUGAUUGAUCAAGGAUGCUACAUGAAUGAUGGUAAUACUCAUGAUUUUCAAAAUGAUCAUGGUAAAAUAAUCAUCUAUUCAAAUGGAAGACAUCUAUUAUCCACUAGUAUAAAAAAAAAUUCUGCGCUGGACAAUAUCACAUUAUUAAAUAAUAACAUAAAACUGAAAGUAUACACAUCGCGUACAUGUAUUUUUGAAUUCCCAAAAGAGUGCUCCUGGUCAUCGGCAUUUGUCGACGAAUUAGUAAAUAGAAAAUUAAUUCCAGAUAUAAAUAGAAAUUUUCUCCUCAGAAAUCCACUUAAUAUAAUUGAACUUUAUAACAAGAUAUCAAUUGCGUUAAAUCGCUAUAUGUACCGUUUUUGUGAUUGGAUUGAUGACGAUUAUAAGAAAAUAAUUGAAAAGGAAACAUCAUAUACAUUGUAUAACAGCAUAGAUAUUUAUACUUUUGAAUCGUUGAUUAAAUAUAUAGAAAAUAAUAAUAAAAUUUUGAAAAAAUUGUCUACUCUAACCAAAAGGUGCAUAACUGGAAAAACACUUAGUCCGAUUGAUGACAAGAAUAGAAAAGAGAUUUAUGUGGAACAUAAUGUAAAUCAAUCUAAUAAUUGUGUCACAAAAUAUCAAGAAUAUAUUUACGAAUGGAACAUGAUAUCGGAUUCUCAAAUAUGUACAUUAAGCAUUUUAAAACUAUAUUUAAAGGAAAACAUGGACAUACAAAAUAGUAGAAUAGAAAAUAAUGAAAAUUUCUAUUCCUUAUCUGAAAGAUUGAUAAUAUCAUUUUUGAAAAUAAUUAAACUAAAGACUCCGUUUAUAAGAAUGGACGGUUAUUACGUAAGCAAGAAUCACCAAAUGGAAGAACUAGACCUGAAUGGAAGUUUAUGGUUACUAAGGAGAAAUGUGUUUCAAACACUUCUAGAGGCCGAUAAAAUUAUUAUAAGCAAUAUUUUCAUGAGAAUUCACAUCGAUACCAUUUUAAAUUUACUUAAAAUUUUUUCGGAUAAUAAUACACUUGAUUCGCAAAUGAUAUUGAAAUUAUUAAAAUCUCUGGAACAUAAAGGAAUUUUAGAAAUAAUGAUGAAACGCAUGUUAUGUUCACCAUAUCAAAGUUGCUCUGAAGGUUUUUAUAAAAAGGCUGACCUACACUCAACUGGCAACGAUGUAAAUUCACAGAGUAUGAAUACAUAUACAUUUUCCUCAGCGUCCUCGAAUUCUACUAUUUAUAACAUAAGCGUCGACAAUUUAAAUGAGAUUAGUACAAACAAUAAUAGAGAAGAAAGAAGAAAGAAACGAAAAUAUUAUGAAGAAAAUAAACAUGAAAUAGAAAGAUAUGAAAAAAGAAAAAAAAAUAUAAAGUCUAGAAUAAUAGAUACUACACAUUUUGGUAUUUUUGUGGAAGAAUUAAUUUCCCUCAUAAAUCAUCAAACAAAUAAUGCAAUUAGCAUGCCUUCUGUUCAACACAAUGAGGAAAAUGAUUUUUUAAUGGAAAAUAAAUCAUGCGAUAUUAUUCAUAAAUUAUGCACCUUUUAUGAAGAUGAAUGGAGAAAUGAGGAUUGCAUAAAUUAUAAUUACCUAGACUUUUGUAUAAAAGCACUUAAUCAAAUGAAACAUAAAAAUAAUCAAGUAAGCAGUGCGGGUGAGGUGGCAUCUAUUUUUUUGAGAGGUAUUGUAUUGAUGCUUACAACCUAUAUAUUAACUAUAGCAACGGAAUAUGAAACUACAAAAUCGUUUUUAUAUCAACCCGUUAUUCCGUUUUACAACACAUAUGAUGAAAUGUCCAGAAGAAGAUCUGAUGAUAAAAAACAGAGUAUUAUUAAACAGUUAAAAAAUGCAAAUUCUUUAAAAUCAGAAGUAGAACAAGUGGAAGACUAUGGGGAUAAUGAAAAAUCUAGCCAUCAGGACUCCCGGCCAAACGGUUCCAGCAUAUCGCCCACCUUAAAAAAUGAUUUCUUUGAUAACUUCAGUAAUGAUAUGGAGGAUAUAAGCAGCUGUAACAGUAAGCGCUCCAGUUAUUAUUUCCACAAUUCUUCAUUAGACACAGAAAAUAAACUUUUUCUAAUGUAUGAAAAGUAUGGAAAAAAAAAAAAGUCAUGGAUACCCCUAGUUACUAGUAAAAACCAAGGUUUUAUUGAUGAUUCAGUAUCCCAUUCUGAUGAUUCUGGUUCAUACAUAUAUAUGAAUAAAAACGAAUUGUCAGAUUUCAUUCAAACUAGUUUAGAAAGUAUAAAUGAUGAAAACACGGAAGCAACUAUAAACCAGAAAAAACUUAUCGAAUCACAAAAUAGCAAGACUAUGUAUACCCAUUUGCAUGAAUAUUAUUACAAUUCGGAUGAAUCUGAAGAGUUUUACAUUAGAAAGAAUUUAGAGGAUUUUUAUGAAAAAAAUAAAGUUUCAAGCAAUUUUAAAACGCAUUUGAAUGGCAUAAUGUAUAAAUUUUCCAAAAAAAAAAAAUACAUUAAAAAUGGAAAGAAACUUAAAAAUUUAAAAAAAAGGAUAAUGAAAUAUAAAAAUGAUUCGAAAAAAUUGAAUUUUAUUUUUUUAUUUUUGGAAGAAAUAUUAAAAAUAAUGUUAGGUGUAGGUCUCCGUGUUUUAUCCAGUAUUUCCUAUCAUUAUCUGUAUGAAAAAAAUGGCAUAUAUAAAUUUAUUUACAUAUUUGGAUCGAAUGUUGCGGGAAAUGACGUCAAUGAAGAAACAUCAUUUCUUGAAUUAUGUGAAAAUAUGAUAAAACCGAAAAGUUUAACAUUGUUGCAAGCAUGUAAUUUUAUCAUAAGUGGAAUAAUACCGUGUUUAGGAUAUGUUACCAAUCUUUUUGUUGAUAAGAAGAGCAAUCGAUAUUCCUACAUAAAAGAGUUGAAAAAUUAUUUAUCGUUAAAAAUGGCUUUAAACAUAUGGCCUAUGUUUCUAAAAAUAACUUUACAAGGGUUAUUGACAUCUAGACACUUGUCUUUCGAAAUGUCAGUUCACAAGGAUACUUUGUAUCCUAUCUCCGAGUGCUGUCUAAGUAUUACGAGUUUAGCAACACACUUUUUAACAUUCUUUACCAUCAUGUCAGAUAAUUUGAGCAAAUAUGAAAUAUAUGUAAAUAUGAGAAAAAGCCUUAAAAACUCGAACCCUUAUCCUAUACCGUUGAUUUUAAUUAAUGCUGCAAAAUAUAUCCGUAUUUCAUCAAAGAGGAAUAAAUAUUAUGACUUUGAAAGGGCCAUAAGAACUAUUUUAUUACAGCUUACAGAUUGUUCCAUUUGUGAUUAUGAAAAUUACCUUUUCAAUCACUACAUAAUUCCGCAGAGCAUUUCUAGCUUUUUAUCUGCAACGAAAUCUAUAAAAGAAGAAGAAGAAAUAAUUAAUGAAGGAUCACACAAUAGUAUAUUCAUAAAUAAUUGUAACAAUGAAAUGAAUACAAGUGAAAUUCAAUCAUUGGAAAAAUCAGAUGAUAAAACAUAUAAAUUCUUUCAUGAAUCGAAGGAGGGUAUUUGUCCAAAUAACUUUCAAAAGGAAACGCUAAAAUACAGAAAAAAAUCAAUGAGAGAAUCAACAGCAAGUAAAAAUAUUAACAUGUUUAGGAAAACAAAUAUUGAAUUUUUAAAGAAGCUAAUGAAUAAUGACGUAGAAGCUGUUAAAGAUUUAGGAUCGUUUUAUAAAGUGUUUCACAAGAAUUUUGAAAGAGUUCAAAUAGGACUUGUCGCUGUAUUUUUGCACCUGAUUGGAUAUAAUCAUAACAUAAAAAGAAAUAUUGAAUAUGAUUCUCAGAAUAUGUGUAGUAAUGAAAAAAAGGGAUGUUCAAAUAUUAAUGAAGCCUUAGAAAUUAAGAAAAUAUCAAUAGCAUGUAAUUUAUCUAGGCAAGGUGUAAUUGAUCUAAUCUCGAAAAGUCAAAUAGAGCAUCAAAAAAAAAGUAUGGAUUGUGAAUUUUCAUCAAAAUCGAAAAAUAGUGAUGAUAAAAAGAAUGAUAAAAGUAUGGAGUUCCUAGAAUCAUACAACAGAGCAGCUGAUGAGGUGGAUACAAAAUAUGAUCUAAAUAAUCAUUCGAAAUAUAUUCAAUAUGGAAAACAAGGGAGUAUUAAUUCUACAUGUAGUGAGGCGCAAAAUGAUUUCCCAGUUGGUGUGGAUAUAAAAGAAAAUGGACAACAACAAUUGUCUGAAGCUGAUCAAGAAGGUUUUAUUUCUGGCAAUCUAAGCAAUGAGGAAUUAAAUUAUCUAAACGAUGUUUUCCCUAAUGCGGAAAAGUGUAGUAAUAUAAGUAGUGAAUUAACCACAUUGGAUUUAAUAAAAAAAAAAAGAGAAAAACAAAUUGAUAAAAUAUUAAAAAAAUGUGAAUGGAUUAUGAAUACAUAUCCACAUGGUUUAUGUCCGAUAGUUAUAAAAGAUAAUUUUUCUCAAGAAUGGGAUGAACAUUUUGUGUUUAUGAGAAGAAAUUCGUAUGAUAUACCUAUUACAGCUAGGAAAAUAUAUGCAGAUCGCAGUGACUGCUACUUAGUACAAGAAGCUGCUACAAUGCCAACAUUUUCAAUCUCGUUAAAAACGAAUGUUUCUUCCUUAAGUUAUUUUGACCAUGUACUUAGACACCCAAAUAAAACAGAUGAAAAACUGGAAUGCAUGCAAUUUAGCACAGAAAACAUUUUUGGUAAAGGGAGUACGAAGAAUUUGUGCCUUUUAAAAAGGUUAUUAAAAACAUAUAAAAAAAGAAUUAUUUUGAAGGAGACAAAUAAUGGAGAAAAUGAAAAAGAACAAAAUAAAUACAUAUGUAAUAGGAGAACGAGGAAUUUUUCUAACAGUUGCCUAAGUUGUGAUAGUGGAAAUCUUCUCAAUGAUGAAUCGAAUUUUUACAUGAAUUAUAACUUUCCUGAGAAAAAUACUGGUAACUCGAAUAAUACAGGUAUAAUAAAAUACAAUAGUAAUAAUAAGAAUAAUAUAAAUUAUUCACGACGUGGAUUAUGGUUAAAUGGUCUCUUAACUAAAAAUAACAGUUUUCAAAAUGGAUAUGACCUUGUUGCACCAUCAGAAGAAUUGAACUCUAGCAUUGUAAAUUCUAAAUCAGAUUUCAAUUUUUUUUCUCCAAAAUCUUUUGAUGAAAAUGAUUUUAUAAAUAAAAGUAUUAACAACAUCAGCAAAUAUGAUAACAGUAUUAGUUACAUUACAAAAUACACCAACUCUAUGUUGGAUUAUGAUGAAAAUAUAUCCGAUUAUAAUUUGUCCGAAAUGAAUAAUAAAUUUCGUGGGAUUAUAAAAUCGCAAAAUACAUGUUCUGUAAAUAAGUAUGGCUUUAUAUGUGCAUAUGAUGAAAUGAAGAACGAAGAAGAACCACACACAAAAAAAGGUUUUCCAUCGUUUGACUAUUUUAAAAAUCAUAUUUCAUCAGUUCAUGCUAAUGAUACAGACACAGGCAUAAAUGUAAGCAUACUGGAACAGAGUGUUGAAUCUAAGGAUUUAUUACAGUUAAAAGAAAUACUAAAUUUUUUAAUUAACGACACGGAAUUAGAAACUGUUUUAAAUCUCAUAAGAAUAGAACAACUAACUACCCUAUGUAGAUAUUUAAUUAGUAGGAGCUUAAAAUCAAUGCUUUGUGCAGGAAUCUUAGGGGGAAUUAAAAAUCCAAUAAUAAAUGUAAGCAACAAUAAUAAUGUUUGCCCAAAUAAGAGAUCAAAGAAGGGAUAUAACUCCAAUUCGGAUGAUAUUAAAAAAAAGAAAAAGAGUAACUGUAAUGACAAAGUAAUGGAUAGAAACCAUCUCUCUAACAGUGCAAAUUAUAAUAAGAUGGAUAAUAGUAACAUUGGAAAAGACAAUGUAAUUGGUAAUGAUAGAAAUAGCCAAGUCAUGUCAGACGGAAAGCAUCGUUAUACAGAAUCACAUAUACAAAACGGAAAUGGAAAAGAUAAAGGGAUUUCGUUUUAUAAAAAAAACAGAUAUAUCGCUCUAUGUUAUAAUAACAAAUCAAACCUUUCCGUUGAUCAAGGGAUAUAUAAAAAAUUUGAAUUAAACAAAAAGUAUAGUAAAGAUGAUAUAAGAAAAAAAGGUAUAUUUGAGCAAUGGAGACAAAAAUCUUCCAAAGGUAUGCAGUGGCCUGCUAUAUUAGAUUUGCUUGUUCCAUCUACUAGUAGAGUUAUAUAUAAUGAAGAAAAUAAAAUAAUUUCCGAUGUUGAAGCAUCUUUAUUUUCUGUGCAGAAUCAUGGAUGGAUGCUUUUGAAAUUAUUGCAUAUUAUAACUAUAAAAUUUCGGAAUAUUUCUCCUUUGAAAAAUAUUAUUACCCAGAUGAAUGAAAAUAGUAAGAAUAGCAAUUUCCAAGGCAACAGAAAGAACGAUAAUUUGAAAAAUCAGUUUUCAUAUCAUUAUUGGUUUACACAACCGAUGGAUCAUGCUAUUUCAUUUACCCUAACCGAUAUUACCAAAAGUAUAUGCACAUGGUAUUUGAGAUACAAUCGUAAAAUAUUAAUGAAUUCAUCUAGUUUUUCACAAAUUAUAAAAAAUUCAAUGAACACACUAUGGAUUGAAAGUGUGUUACGAUUAAUAGCUUUACAAAUAUGUUUAAGAGUAAAACCUUUGGAUGAUAGUAGAUAUGUAGUCCCUUUCUUGUAUCAUAUGCUAACAAUUUGCCAACCAUUACUUCGAGAAGUUCAUAUAAAUAGUGACAAUUUGAAGAAAAAACAUUUAGUAGGAAACAAAAGGUCAAUUUCUAUGGACCCAAAUAAUUCUCAUUUCGAUGUCAUUUGUUCUCAUUGUCACAAAUCCAUAAUAGCAUCUUCUAAAAAUGUAAAUCCCAAAAUAUUUUCUAUUGGAAGAAAUAUAAAAAAUAUUAGAAAAGUCAAUUCCAGUGAAAUAACCUACAGCAAGAGAGCUUGCAAUACUAGUGAAGAAACUCAAAACCUUUUUGGUGUAAAGGGAUAUAUACAUUCUGAACACAUACAAGAAAAAAAUAAAAGAAUAAAACAAAGGAUAUUACUAGUGGAAAAUUAUAAUUCUUCAGAACAUGAAGUAAUGCUUGACAAUGUAAUUACAGGUAUCGUUAUUUAUCACGAAGCUGUUAAAGACAAUACAUCAAUAAAUAAAAAAAUGCUUUUACAAAAUUUAAAAGGUUUUAAAAAAAAAAAAGAGUAUACACAUGAAAAUAAAUAUUGGGCAUUAUGCACACAGGAGUACAACGACGCACCCAAAUAUAGUCUACCUUUAAGGAAUUUGAAUAAAUCUGUAAAACAUACGAACGUAAAUAUUUUCCAAAAUACGCAUAAAUCUAUGGAAUCGUGUUAUUGGUUUAUUAGUGGCGAUCCUGUUUAUAAUAUAUACGGAAAUGCUAAAGGUGUAUCAGAUGUACAGUUAGAAAUAUGCGUGAAUAAAAAUUAUGAUACAUCUGUGAGGUCGUUCCUUAAAAAGAACAAUUUUGAAUUGGAGCUUUCUUUUAACACAGAUGUGAAUGAUGUGGCAAAUAUAUGGGUUAAAAGGAAAUCAAUCAUUAUAAAUAAGGAGUUAAUUGAGUACUCUGACCCAUUUACAACUAGUUCCAUAGCCAAUUCAUCAAGAAAGGAAAUGUUAUCUGAAAAAAAAAAUGAUGUAAAAAAAGAUAAAAAUAGCAAAAAAGAGAAUCAUGAUAUUGAAUUGAAUAACGCAAUGGGUGAAAUUCGAUUUCAGAAUUACCAAAACCAACAGUACACUUCAGAAAACAAUUCCCAGUGCAAAAAGAUUUUCUCUGAUUACGACACUUCAAAUGACAAAAAUGAGUGCUCGCAGAGAGGUGUACACUCUGAUAACUGUAGAGCCAUUAACAACAUAAAUUCUGAUAAUAAUGAUAAUUUGAAUUAUAAAAAACUGAAAUUAAUAAGCUGGAAUUUGAUAACAACGAUUUUAUGGGGAAUAUUAGUAUCCGGUGAAAAUGCUGAAAGUGAGAGCUCGGAUCAAGUCGUUACUGAAAGUAGCACCAAAUAUAUUAGGAAUAAUGUGAGUAAUAACAUACAGGAAUAUAUAAAUGAUGAAUACAAUUACAAACACAAUUACAAUGAUUAUAAGUCUCAAUUUCAUUCACUUCAAAGAAAGAAUCUCAUAGAAUCCGUGUUAAAAAUGAUUAUGUCUGCUUUGAUAAAACUAUGCAACAUUGUGAAAUUAUACAAUUACUUGACCAAAAAUCAAACAGGUUCUCUUUAUAUUACUAUUAAUAAUACGAAAAUAACUAAAAAACAUGUGAAAGAUUGUGAAAAAAUGAUUAUCGAUUUUAUGCAUGCAUUGAUAAAGUGUGUUCAGAAUUCUCCAACAGGGGCGGUGAUACUUCUUAAGUGCUUCUUAUUCGGUCAGGAUAAUCCCACAUAUCGCUUUAAAAAAUUAUGUAAGCUUAAUAUAAAUGGCAAUUUUUAUAGAUUAAUAACGGAAUGUAUUAAAAAAGCCCCAAAUAACGCGGAUGACAUCACCUGUUUUUUCCAUAAUUAUUUUGCUAAAACAAUUAUAAAUAGUAAUAGCAUGGAUCAAGAGAAUUAUACAAAAAAUUAUGCUAGAAAGAUUAAAAAUGAUACGGUUGUUUCACGAAUAGAUAAAAUGGACAACGCAACCGAUAAUAAUGCAGCUCCAUAUUCUAAGGGAAAUGUUAAUAAUGGUGGCUAUAGAAGACCUGAAGAAACCAAUAUGAAGAUAUCUAAUUUUUUCUUUAAAAAUUAUGAUACCAAUGUUAAGAAAAAUUACAAACAGAGCAAAAUACAUGGAUAUUUUCUUCUAAGAUGCUUACCACCAAUAAAGAUGUUUCCAAAUCAGUUAAUUAUACAAGAAAUUAAUAAGUUUUUUGAUAAUGAAAUUAGCUUUAAAAGUGAAAAUAAUGAUUCUAAAUCUAAAAAAUGUGAAGAUAAAAAAGGACCAAGUAGUAUUAACGAAACGUGUCAAAAUGAUGAAUUGUCAAUAAGUUCAAGCUCGAAGGAGCAUAUUUCUUCUAAUUACCAAAUGGACAUAAAUACAGGAAAUAAUGAAGGAAAUUCUCAAUGUAAUAGCAUUAAUGAUAUAUUGGGAUUAUUACCAAGGAUAUCAUAUGGGAAUCAUCCUUUUGACGAAUUACCACAAUCUGAAUUUUUCAUGUCAAGUAGACCCUCAGAAGAUUUUGAAGCGAAUAUGGAAAACAGAACAUUGAGAGUAUUACGUGGUUUAAACUUAGGCGGCGUUGUUUUAUGCCUAGCUCCACUCACAUUCCCGGCUUUAAAUAUUGGACCAAAUGAAGUACAUGAUAUAAUUAAUUUUCGAAUUCAAACAAGAGGGCGUUUUGGAGUGACAGUUGCACCAGCAGAAUGUGUUUUAUCCAAUGUAUCUGAAGUAUUUGAUAGAAAUGAUGUUGUUGGAUUUCGAACAAGUAUGUGUCCUCCAUUUAGACAUGAUGUAUUUGCAGCGAAUGUACAAUACGAGUUAGGAGAUUUAUUAAGUGUAAAAUUUAAUGUAGAGGAUCAGCAGAAUCAAAAAUGCUUGAGAACAGAACUAAUGGUUUCAGGUGUUAGCAUUGGAUCCGUUCUUGAAGUUUUAUUUGAAGCGGAUUCACAAGUAGAAUUUGAAAGGAGAAUGAAUUUAAUAUUUAUUUUUCAAGAUCCUAUGACAAUUGUAUAUGAGGGUCCAUCUUUUACUAUGGAAUAUGUAGACCCAAGCACCAAAAAAUCUAGAAACAUUGGAAACAAUAUAGAGAACUCGGAUGAAGAAUAUUUAAAUGAAUUCUAUGCAAUUGAUGGAUGUAACAAGAAAAAUAUAAAAAAACAACUAAAAAAAAUAAAACUAAAAAAAAAAGAGUUCUAUGAAUCAGUAAAGUUAUAUCAGGCCAUUCUCGAUUCGGACAAUGAGAUAUUAAAAGAUUUAAAACACGAAGUUAUAAUAAGAAUGAAUACAACAUUGACUAAUAUAGCAUCAAAUUUGAGAAUGUAUUCAACAAAUUAUUCGGAUCUAGAAAUGGAAAUGGGGCACCACACACAUAUUAGCAAUUCUUAUAAGUCGAAUACACGAAAAUUGACAUUAUUAAAUACGCAGUCGCACGAGGAAAUAAGAAAUAAUGCAACAUUAAAUAUUGGUAAGAAUAAAUUAUUGCUAGAUAAGAGAAAUAAGAAAAAUAUACAUAAGAAAAUGCACAAUUCUAUUUUUGUUAAUACACAUAAAAAUAAUUUACCAGAAUAUAAUUUUAAAAGAAUAUAUGAUAAAAAAGAAGGUUUUACAUAUUCAGAUCAGAGCAUGCUUAACAUAAUCCAUUGCAAGGGGGGCAUGAACAAACCAGGUAAUGAACAUAACGAUGUGAAUUCAAAUGAAUUAUGGAAUAGUAAAUCAGAAAAUGGAAAAUUAUUUAAUGAAAUAAGUGAUAAAACGGGUUGUAUGAAUCAAAAUUCAUCUAUCCAUGGAAUUGUAUAUAAAAAGGCGAAGCCUGGUUUAGAUAUAUAUAAAUCCAUUAGAGAAGUUUUGUCCAUAAUAUGUAUAUUGGGAUUAAAUGUAAAUCCAGAGAAGAAAGAAAAAAAUCAAGCUAAAAAUCAGGAUGAUAAGAAUUCCUCUAUUGAUGAACUACCAUGGUUGUCAAGUUUAUCAGAACUACAAAAUUCAGUGGCAUAUAGUUUGGAUAAAAAAUGCAUUGAAUUGUUUUUUUGCAAUUUAGUAGAUAUUAUAUGUAGUGAUAUUUUUCGUAAUGCCAUUUUUAAUUUUGUAGCGAACAAACUACACAACAAGGAGGAAGGUAUGUAUAAGGAGAAACAAGAUGUGAAUGGAUUAAAAAGUAGUAAAAAAGUUAAAAAAAUAUUUAGAAAUAUAAGAGAAUUUGAAUAUAAACAAGUUUUAGAAGAAGAAUCGAAUACACACAGUCAGAAAAAUAUAAAUAACAAAAAUAGAGCUGCUAACACAAAUACGUUAAAUGAGAACAAUUCAAAUAAGAAUGGUUGUACGAAUAAUAGUGUUUCCUCAGGCAAUGCAAACAACAAAAAUGACAAUUAUUUAAUGAAUUCAAUUUUUAUUGAGGAAAAUGGAUCAUUAGAAGAGAAGGAAGGAAGUGAAUUAUAUAUAAAUAAUCCAGAAUGUUUUAUUAAGAAGGAUAAUGCAGAGGACGGAAGUUUAGAAAACAAAGGAUUAAAUUCAAAAAUUAUUUCCUUUGAAGAUAAAAUGAAAAAAAAUUCUUUUUUAGAAUCUAGUUUAUGUUUAAUUGGCACCAAGGCCAUUAUGUGUUGUUGUAUUUUAUUGAGAACAUUGCUAGAAAUGAACCCCGAUGGAUUUUAUGAACCAGAUGAAAAUGUGUAUGGAUCCUUUAAAAAAUUACUAAAAUUUAUUAAGGUUUUUUUCUUUUUAGAUAUAGGUAUAAGUGACAUUCUAUCAGUAUACUUUGCGAAAAAGAACUUUAUGAACAUAGAACAUCUUUUUACCAAGUGUAAAAAUGAGGGAUCCACAAAUAUGUAUACUUAUUCUACCUCCUUUGUUGAAUGUUUUGCAAAUCAAUCAGAUAAUGAAAAAAAUAAAUUGUCCCCUGAUGAUUCAAAAGAAGCCAAUUUUACAUCUUUUUACGAAAAGAAUGAAAAAAACAAUAUUGAUAAGGAAGGGGUAAAGAAUGAAGAAGUAAACUUGCAGGAAAUAUUAUCCAUUUGUGGAGUACCAUCAGAUUUUUUCCAUUAUUUUAAUAUAUCAACUCCAAAAAUUAAGAAUCAGCAAGUGAUUACGCAAAAUGAUACGUUCGAUUUAUGGAUUUACAUUCUGAAUCUUUUAAUAUGUUUUAAUAGUCAAAAUAGAUAUUCCUUAUGUUUCCCACAUUGUUUUAAUCAGUUGAAUAAUGGUUGUGUAAAAAAUUCCCUUUUCGAUUUUGAAUAUUCAAAUUCGUAUUUUUCUAACAAAAUAGUGCGUAAAACAGUAAAAUUAUUUGCAGGAUGGUUACUAAAAAAAAAUUUAAUUGAUAUAAGUUGUGUUAUGGCAUCGUUACUACCAAAGUUGUUUAUAGAACAGUUAAAAACAAGCUUAAUAAAAAUAAAUGAAAAUGUGAGAAAUGAAGAAAAAAUAAGUAAUGUCUACAAAGACAGCCAUGAUUAUACAGGGAACACCUUUCUUCCACGCAAUAAUACUGUCAUGAAAGUAAUAAACAUGAAAAGAAAUAAGAAAAGUAAAAUAUUUUAUAAUGAAUCAAGUGACGAUAAGAUCAAUAAAAUGUUUAAUAAUGCUCCAAAUGAUAGAUUAUUCGAUUCAUUUGAUGAGAAAGUAGAAAGAGAAAAUAACAAUCAUGAUUUCGAUUACAACAAUAUGGAUCAAAAUAAGCAUGAAAUUUUAUGGCAUAAUGAUGAUUAUUAUGAUGGCAAGGAUGAACAUGACCAAGGUCAUAAGGAGGAAUGUUUAAAUGCCAAAAAAGCACAUUACAACAACAUGAGAAGAAGUAAAAAAAUAAAUAAUAUAUAUCAGUUAAUGGAUUCUGGAUUAAAGAAUAGAGAAGAAAUGUUAAAUAUAUUUAGUAUCAUUUAUCUUUUCCGAAUAUGCAUUUACUAUCUAAGUAGAAGCAAGGACAUUAGAAAAGAGGAUUACUGGCAAGAAUUUCAGGGGCAAAUUAGAAACUCUAAGGUAAAACAAAAUGUAUAUAACCUACUUAAUGAAAAAAGUUCCAAAUGCUCCCUACUCUAUGGAUGGCAGAGAAUAUUCUAUCAAUGCGUAAUUACUUGGGAUGAUAAAAAAUUAGUGGAUCAACUAUUACAUAUAAUUCAGUCUGAAUUGUUAUAUCAUUUAAUAGGCUCUAUUGCUCAAAGUAGAUCACAAAAUAGAGUAAAAGUGGAAAUGUUUUAUGCUAUUUCACCUUCUGUUCAUGUUGCACAUUGGAUGUUAGAUACGUUUGUAAGACAUCCUUUAUGCCCAUCAAAAAUAAGAGCAUGUUGCAUUACUCCUAUAACGGUUACUUCCCUAUUUGGAUUAAUUAUGAAUGGAAACCGAUUACCUAUAUUUAUUGGCAUAGAUGCAUGCAGAUUAGUUUACUGGUCAUGUGUAGUUUACAUAUUGCAAAAUAGUAGGACUCAUAAGAAAUUUAAGAAAUUACAAGACAUAGAUAUGUUAAGACAGUUUAGUAUUGAAAUUGAAACCAAGGAAUGUGAUAAUGAUUUGAAAAAUAAUGAAUAUAAUAAUUAUUUAUCAAAAAAAAAUGAAAGAUACACUAGGAUAAGGGAAAAUUAUAAAAGAGUGAAAUGUAACUAUCAUGCAUUUUUAUGCUAUCUCUUUCAUUGUGUACAUAUUUGUGGAUCUUCAAUUUUUAGUCAAAUUUUAAGUAUGAAUAAUGAAAAUACUUAUAAAAAUGGAAAUAAUAAUAUGAACAAGACGACAGAUAUUAACAAUGACAAUAUUAGAAAUAAUAAUGAGCAUGUUAACAAUAUUAUAGAUAACUUAAACAAUAAUAUUAACGAUAUUCUAAGUUGCAUACAAAAUUCUGCGAACAACAGAGUUGGAAAUAACAAUUUCCAUGGAAUUAGCAGUGUAAGUAAUGAAACUAUUUACAAUUUAAAUACAACAAAUAGAGGUAGUGCAAACACGUCUUCAAACAAUAUUCAAAAUAAUACUAUGCAAGAAAACACAGAAACCGUUAAUUCUUGUAAUAAUGGCAACACUUCAGUAGAUCCAAACCCAUUAUACAUAAAUACAACCGUGGCAAGUACCAAAAAUGAGAAAAAAUCAUCACAUAAUUUCUCAAAUUUUGAUCUGUUUGAAAAUAAAGAAAAAGGUACUUAUAACCCCUUGAAAAUUAAUGCUUCAUUACUUGUUCAUUAUUUCGCAUGUGCUGCAUAUUACAUUAAAAAGGUCGAUAUAUAUAAUAACAUGAAUAAUUACCAAGACAAUGUCCAUAAUAACUUUAAUCAAUAUUGCUUAUAUUUAUACGUGGUUGAUCAUAUAUCAAAAAUAUAUUCAAAAAAUAUAAGGCGAAAUAAUAGACAAAUGGAAUAUUCGAACACUGAUGAACUAAAUAAUAGUGGCGCUUCCAAUUCGAAUAUAUUGAAAAAGAACAAAAAUGAGACAUCACAAGAUUUACAUAAUUGGGGAAUUAAAAAAGGCAUAAAAAAUUAUUCUUUACGUAACAAGGAAGACGAAUUGAAAAUAGAUAAUGAAAUAAUCAAAGGAGAAAAAAAUAAGCAUUUAUCAUUUACGGAAAAUAAGAAAAUUGUGAAUUCUAUGUGGAAAAAGAGUUUUUUUAAUGACGCAUUUGAGGGGCAUUAUCCAGAAAUGUUCGUUGAUAAUGUUCUUCAGUUAAAAAAAAAGGUAUCUGCAAAUGUUAUAAUUGAUAUUGAUGAAAAAAUACACUAUAUUUGCUCGCCCAAUGCAGAUGUGGUUAAGCUAAAAAUAAAGGAUAUAAUUCCUAUACCUAAACAAAGAACAAAUCUUUUUUCAUUAAGAAGUAAACAUGCGCAUGCAGAUGCACGCAAUGAUGAGUUGCAUAAAUGUAAUAGCUAUGAGUGUAAUAAUAAUCUAGAAAGAAUAAUACACUUACAUAAAAAGGAACAAGAAGAACUCACGCAUAUUAGCCAAAAGGCAAUUGAACACCCUGUUAUAGUAUUUAGUGCAGAUAAUAAUUUCAAAUACAUUUUACAAGAAAUAAAACAUAGUAAGGUUCAGGAAUUUUUGCAUGUAAAAUCGAAAUCGUUAAGUACAAAUCUAGAUUUCGAAAGCAUAGGAAAAGUUAAUUUAGGUUCCCAUAUUGAAUUAGUUGAUCUAGCAAAUAUUCCGCAUCCACUUAUUUUAAUUGGUGAUUCAGAAUUAUACGCAGGAUCACAUAAUUCUUCAUUUACCAUAUCACUUUUUGUAGAAAAUGAUAAUGGAAAAAAUGUACAUCCAAAUUUCAAUGAUUUCCUAAAUGUAGAAGUAGGAUUGUUAAAUGUUAGUACCAAGUAUAACACAAAUGAUGACGAAAUGGUUAACAAUUUAGAUGAACAAUCAAAUAUUAACGAAUUGAAAAAAUAUAGUAAUUUUAAAAUACCAAUAAAUGGUGUAUUGUGUAAAAAUAACAAGAAUAAAAAAUUACAUAGACUAAGUGAAAAUAACCUAGUUAAUUAUAGCGAUAAUUCAAAACAUGAUGAGGAAGAAGAAAAAAUUUUGAAAUAUUCAUCUUUCUUACCAAAAUGUAUGGAAAAAAAAGUAUACUCAAAAAAAACAAAUAAAAAUGAAUAUAAUUAUGCUCUAAAAAAUGAAUUUACUCAUCCAGAUAAGACUAAACAAAGUGAUAAAAAUUAUGUAGAAUGCCGCACUAAGAACAAAUUACUUAGUGCAAGUAAUAACUAUUCCAUAAAUAAUUAUGAUAAUGAAGAUUCCAAUUAUGAUAAAUAUUUCAUCUCUGAUUCUUAUAAUAAUAUUGAUUAUUCUAAGGCAUUAUCUGACAUGAGCCCUUUGAAUUCCAAUGAAAAUAUUAUACUUGAUAAUUAUGCGUAUAAUAGAGAGAACAGUUCUAUCACAAUGAAUAUUGCAAAUGGUACGGUUAAUGCUAUGGGAUUAUUUUCUGAUAAUUCGGUUGAAAAAAUCAAGUCCUCAUCGAUAAAUAAAAUGUCAACUCCUAUUAAUAUAACUGUGAAGAUUGUUGGAAAGCAAAUACUAUGGUUCUAUAAUGAUACGUUAAUUAUACGAAAUGAGUUCAAUGAGCCAAUGAAAAAUUUUAUACCCCUCAUCAUGGUGUCACCUAUUGUACAACAUAAGAAUUCAAAUGAAUUUUGUAAGAGUAAUUCUAAGUGUUCAGUUCACAUGAAAUUUAUUGAUACUAACGAAAAAGUAUUUGUAUCACCUAUAAAUAGCUUUUAUCUUAAAUUCGAAAAUAUUCAUAAAAUGAAAUAUAGAAAUAAAUGUAUAACAAAUAUGAAUAAAAAUUGGGAAAGCAGUUUAUGGAACUAUACAUGUUUUGUCUUUUCAGAUACCACAGCCAUAAGUGGAACAUCAAAAAAGGUAGUAAAAAAGAAUAGAAUGCCACUAAUAAUAGCACAGCCAGAUAAUGAGAUUUUAAUACAAUAUUAUAACUCCAAGUAUAAUAAUUUUUGUGGAAAUGAUAUCUUCUUCAAUACUUUUUUUUUAACGCCAAAUAUUCAAAUUAAAAGUGAACCAAUCAAUUUUACCAACUUUAUGUAUUGUAAGAAUGUCCAAUGUGACAAAUGGAAAUUCUUAUCUUUAGAAAAUAUUAGAAAUGUAAGGAAUGUAUCAGUCAUAAGUUACUACGGUUUUUUGAACUCAAAUAAAAAAUUCGAAAUAAACAAAAUCGAUUUAGAUGCAGGAAACAAUUGUGAGCACAAGAGUGCAAAAGAAAUUUCAACUAUUCAGAAUAUAUCUAACAUACAGAAAACAUACGCUAAAAUAUUAGAAACAAAUACUAAGAAAGAUAUAGAUAAAGAUAAUUCAAACAUUUCAUUGAAAGUGGAUCUAAAUUUACACAACCAUUUAAAUAGAAUAAAUAAGAAUGAAGAUUCAGGAAUUAAUACAAAAGGCAAUUAUGAUAUUAUACAUAAUUUUUCCAAUACAAAUAAAAACAGAAAUAACGAAAGAAAUAAGAAAGGCUUAAAUACGAACAUAGGUUCGAAAGCAAAUUUUUACAAUUUAAAAGAUGUAAAUAGAACACACUAUACUUCUUACUACAAUGAAUUGAUACCUGAGAAUAAUAAGGGAAUUUUUAUUCAUAGUAACUAUAUCAAUGAUUACUUUACGACAAAUAAUGAUGGUGAUUUACACAUAAAAUACAAACUUCAUAAUUUUCCCAAAAUUAGAAAAGAUUAUUCAUAUAAUGUGAAAUAUAGUUCAAUACAAGAGAUUAAUGACACCUCCACCCAUGGAUGUACCAAAUAUAUAUAUGAUACGAAGAAACAAAGUAUAAAUGACACACAUAGUAGUAAAAAAUAUAUAAAUAAUAACAAAUUAUUAUGCAAAGAUAAUCAUUUAAAUGAUAACAAUUAUUCAUUCAUAAGUAAUACCCAUGAUACAAGUAUUAACAUAAAUGAAAACAAAACAAUGAAUAACUUGUAUGCAUCGAAGAAGAGCAACAACAAUCAAAUGAAUAACCUUGAGAAUUACCAGGAUUACAAAGAAGAUAAUAAUGAUACCUUCAACAAUUAUUCUAUGUAUUACAUAGGAUGCAAAGAAUUUAAACAAUGUAUCGAUUCAUAUGAGUCUCUGUUUCCGGCUAAACAUUUUAUCUUCAAUUGCAUCGUAAAAUUUGUUGAGUGUGAUAACAGGAAUGAUGAUUCUAAUGAGGUCAAUAAUUACGUUGGUAUUUUAUGGGGUGUUUACCGUUGGUUAUGGACCAGUAAUGGAAAAUUCAUAUGUCCUUUGAAACUUCCAUUAUGUGAUUCAGAGCUUCCAUCAGAGAAAAUAGAAGAAUGUGAAAUAGAAGUAAAUAAAUUUAAGUCUAACGAUAAUUUAUGUAUAGAAUUUGAACCAUUGUAUCAAAGCCUAUUUUUUUAUAAAAAUGGAAAAUAUGAAUUUGGUUUUAAAUUUGACACAUUCUACAAUUAUAGAAAUUUUAGAAAUAUCAUGCCAUAUGAAAUAAAUAAGGAAAUAAAAAUAGAAGAUGUUAGAAAUAUAUCUAAAUUUUCUAAAUCUAGUGGUAUGAGUAAUAUAAAUGUUAACGACUUCAGUGGUAUGAAAAAUGGAGACAACAAAUAUAGAAAUGGUAACAAUGAUAAGGGUUCAGUCCAAAAGGACAUGUAUAAAAUACAAAAUGAAAUAGACACAAAAGAUUACAGUGACGAAAUGUCUAUUUCGCAGGUAUAUAUGAAUAACCAAUUAAAUUCAUGCUAUAGUGUUAAAGCGAAUAAUGCAUGUGCACAUGCGAUUUCAAAAAACCACAAGUGUAGUAAAAGAAUAGAUGGCACAAAUAAUGUAAAAAACAAGGAAAAGAAAAAAAAUAAGGAUAUAAAUAAUAGCCAUAAUGAUAUUGCUUAUGAUGAUGUUGCAGAAAGUAACGAAAAUAAAACGGUGAAGCGAAUAAAAAACCAUGUUAGCAUGAUAAAAUUAUACAACUCUUUGAAAUUAAAUGAUUGUGAUAAUGUAUCAUCUAUAUUGAAUUAUAAUCCUGAUUUAUUAGCAAAAUCAGAUGAAACGAAACAGGAAAUAACGUUUGAACAUUAUGAAAUAAAUCAAGAAGAUUAUCCUUAUGAAUUAUUAUCAUCAAUGAAAAAUAUUAUUUAUGAAAAGGAUUUAACUCCAUUGAUGCUAGCUUGUAGAAUUGGAUGUGAAGAAUGUGUACGGAAAAUAAUAGAUAUAGGAAAAGUGAACCCUAAUAAAGCUUGUCAUAAAGCGGAGAAGGAAACCCCCUUAAUGAUUGCAGCACAAUAUGGACAUAGCAGAAUCGUAUGCAUGUUAAUUUGUGUAUAUGGUGUGCAAAUAAAUAAAAAAGAUUCUAAGGGGAAUACAGCUUUGCACAAAGUGCUAUUGAACCCUUGUAAUGAUGAUGGCAGAAAAGAUAUCACACCAAAAAUUGUUCAACUUUUAUUAAAAUUAGGGGCUGAUAUUAGUUUAGUAAACAAGAAAGGUAUAUCUGUGGAAAAUUUAGUACAAAAAAAUCUUAUUAAAAAUAAGAAUGUAGAAAAUAUUUUAAAAAUAUGGAUUAAAUUAUCAUUAAAAAAUAAGAAAGACAAAAAAUGUUAUAUUAAUAAGGAUAUUAUACCUGGUUUACUUUCCAAUUGUUCAAUAGUUGCAGGAUUUCCAAUAUGCAUAAAUAAUUCAACUAAUAAUCUUUCUUCAGUGAAAAUAAACUCAUUUGUUGUAGGUGGAGAAGAAUUAGUUAAUAUGAAACCUUACAAAAAUGUUAAAAGUUAUGAGGACAAAUUGAAUUUUGGGAAUUAUAACCUAAAUUAUAAGGAAUAUAAGAUAAGAAGAACAGAUGAGGAAUAUUACAGUUGUGAUAACUCAUCAAGAUCAAUGUCCAUAUCAAAAUUUUGCCAUGUAGAUAACAAAAUAAAUGGAAAUGAUAAUAAGCAAUAUUUAUCAAAAUGUAAUAAUUUUUCAAAAAAUUCAUCAGACAUGGAAGAGGUGAAGGAAAUUAAUGAUAAAAUUUUGGAAAAUAUAAAUUAUGGCACACAAAUAAAUGAUUUUUCACGGACGAGAGCAAAAAUUAUCGGAAAAGAAAUUAACAAUGAUAAUAUAAAAUUUGAUGAACAAAAAAUUAAAACAGAUUCUACUAAUGACAAAAAUAUGAAUUCAAUCAAGUAUGAAGACGAAAUAAAUUCGUUACAUGAGAAACUUGAUAAGAAGGGAAAUAGAAAUAUUAGCUGCAAGAACAAUAUCAAUACCUCUAUUGAUAAUGACAAAAUAUAUUCACAAAAGGAAAAUAUGAGUGAUAUAAAUAUUUAUGAAAAUGAUAACAUUUUUCCAUCGAUAAAAGGGAAUACAGUGGAUUAUAAAUCUAUUAGUGAUGUGAAAAACAUGAAUGAAAAUUAUACACCUACUGAAGGAAAAGUAGAGGAAGGAAAUAGCCAAAACGAGCAAGAAAAUGAUACCGAUAUCCCCCUAUAUGGAUUAACAGAACAGAACAAAUUAUAUAAGGGAAAAAAUGAUAUAUUCAACUAUUUGAUUGUGCAUUUUCGCAACAGUCGUAAGUAUGAUGAUAGGAAUGUGAAAUUUAUGGAAGAUGAAGAAGAAAAAGCGAUGAAAAAUUAUUUCCUACAAAAGGAAUCAAAUAAUAAGAAUGAAUUUCACUAUGAGGAUAAUAUUGUUACAAACGAAAAUAUAAAAAAUAAAUGUUUUGUAUUUUCCAAUUCGAGGAAUAAUAUAUUCAGUUACCAAGAUUUACAGGGAAGUCUGAUCGAAUUUAUUAACAAAUCAGGUGUCUUUUCGAAUAUAUUUAAGAAUAAUGGAUAUUUAGAUGCAAAAUGUAUACCUAAGCUUGAUGAUCUGAAGAACUCAUUAAUUCAAAUUAAGAAUAAAGAAGAUAUCUUUAAGGCUUUUGACAAUUUUUUAGAAUUAUUUGAUUAUCUAUAUAUUGAUGAAAGAUUAAAACAUUUCCUAAAUAUCGACCUAAGAAAGAACUUAGAAAACUGUCAUAGGUUAAUAGAUUUAGGAUAUAUUCUUUUAAAAGUAGAUAGUUUUUCUAACAUUUUUAAUAGUUUCAGAUUAAAAUGGAAUACUAGUACACAUGAUGAAUGGAAAAAAAAAUUAUUAAAGGGACUUGGAAUUUUCAAUGAAUUUUAUGAUAUAAAAUGGGUAACAGAUUCUUACACAAUUUAUAGAUAUGAAGAAGACAUGAUAGAAUCAGCAUCCCUUAUUGAUAAAGUUAUACAGAAUGGAAACAAUUUAAUAUUUAAUAAAAGCAUAAUAAACAUUAAUGAUGAGAAAAAAAAAAAUUUUAAAAAUAUUAUGUAUCAUUCACAUUUGUUUAAUGAUAUUUUUAAAAAUAUAGAUAAGGAGAAUUUAAAUCGAGAUGCUCUUCUAUACGAUUUCUGCUCUAACAAAAAUAUUUUAAAAGAACAUUUAUUGAAUCAGCAUAACAAAAGGAUAAUGAGCAAUAUUAAUUCCCAUGAAAUUCAUGAAAAAUAUAGGAAUUUCCUGAGUGAAUAUAUUAUAAAUGCUAGUUUGAAUGUAAAUGAAGACAAUUAUUCAGUACAUGGCACAGUGGAGGAUUCUAAUGGAGGAAAGGAAAAGAAAUCUAGAAAAUAUCACACAUACGAUAGAUCAAUGUACAAAAUUAAUUCCAAGCAGUAUACACCACUAUUUAAAUCUUUGAAUGAAAGGUAUAACAACAUGAAUGAUUCAAACAGUGUGGAUAACAACUCAGAGUAUGAGGAUAAUAGGGGCACAAAUUCAAAGGGUAAUAAAUAUGCGAAUGAAUUUAUAAAUACAGCCACGGAUUUAAGUGAAAAUCCAAAUUGUAAUAAAAAUGGAAAUUACGAUAUGAAUGAUAUUCACUACUUGAACAAUGAUGAUACUAGUAGAAGAGGAGAAAAUGAGGAAGACGAAGAAAAAGGAGAAAUGACACACCAUGAUGCUUUAUGCAGAAAUGUGUCAAAUUGUUACAGAAAUAGUAGUAGCAGCAGAAAUGAUUUCACACCAUCUAGUCGGGAAGAUUACAACACGGAACACAGUUUAACAAAACAAAGUUCUACUCCAUCUAUCAAAUUAGACAUUGGAGCAGAUAAUCACAAUAAUAGUAAUACAAAUUCAUCAUUUAAUAGAAAAAAAAGUCAUUUUCUAACUGGGAAACAGCUAAGGAAUGCCUUCAUCAUGACUCAGGGGAGCUAUGAAGAGGAUGAUACAAACAAUAGUUAUAAUAAUGAUGGUUAUAAUAAUGAUGGUUAUGAUAAUGAUGGUCAUCACAAUGAUGAUUGUAAUAAUGAUAGCUGUAAUAAUGAUUGUUGUGAUAAUGGUUACAAUAGUAGCAAAGGGCGUAGUAAUAAUAAUGGACAUAAUACUAAUAGUAGUAAUUUGCAUGCCAUGCAACAACAUUUUCCAGAUAAAGGACUCAAUACGCAUGGUCGCAAGAAUUAUAAAAACAUCCAUGAUGAAGAAGUGCAAAAUAUGAUUCAAUGCAUGUGUAAUAAAACCAAGCAUGAUGUUGUAAAUUAUAAGAACGAAAAUAUUCUUUGUAAAAAAAUAAAUGAUAGAUAUGAUAAGAAGGAAAAACGUUCUACUUUAAAUAAUACUUAUAAGAAGUCGAAAUGGAACACAUUCCUUUUAACAGACAAUUACAAUAAUAAAUUUUUUUUGGAUGGAAGUUUGUUACAAGAUGGGUUUUAUUAUGAUGAAUAUGAAGAAGUGGAAGAUGAAGAACAUGAUUUAAUGUGUGAAUUAGAAUUUAUAUCCAAGCCUCAUGAAAAUGAUAUAAUAAGAGAAGAAUGUAACAAGAUGUGGCCCCACACACUUGAUACAUAUAUACUUCAUAUAUAUGACUUAAUAAGUAGUUAUAUGGAUUCGGCUGAAAAAAUAAGUUUAUUUGUUUAUCAUGCAUUUGAUGUGGAAAAAAUAAAAAAAAAAUUACCAAGUAAAACAUCUCAAUUGUGGAAAAGAAUAAACAUGUCUUUAGAUGAAUUUAUUGAAGAAAUAAAAAAAGUUCAUAAUUUUACUAUGAAAAUUGUAUAUCAAAGCAAUUAUAAAAAAUAUGGAAUGCUUCCACCAAAUUUUAAAAAAUAUUUUGUCCUUUCUGAUGAAUGUAUAAAAUAUAUGGCAAAAAAUAAAAUGGUUAUGACUGUAGAUUAUUAUAAAAACAAUGUGUAUGACAAAAAUAAAAAUUUAUUUUUAAAAAUCAUACAAGAUCGUAUUACACUGUUGAAUAAAUUUAAUACAUACUUUGAAAAUUGCCUACCAAUUACAGCAGUAUUAUUUAACAAACCUGUUAUUCAUUUGGAGGAACAUGGAUUACGAACAUUGGAAUGCCCAUUAUGCUUUUUCAUGAACUCUGAUAAGCACUUACCAUGGAAUGUGAUGAAAGAAAGAAAAAGAAAUACUAAAAAUGGAAAUGCUUAUUUACUAUCUCAUAUCAAAAUCAAAAUAAAUAAGAACGAAGGAAAGAAGAUGUCUAUUCUAGAUGUGAAGAGUUCUAACCAUGAUAAAAUCCUGAACGGCACGGCCAACUGUAGUGUGGAAAAUGUCCAUAAUCAUGCUAGCGAAAGUAGCAGUUUUAGUGAUCUCUAUGAAAAUUCUAGAAGAAAUGGUGAACAUGGAGACGAGGAAGAGCUGAAUAAUUCGAGUUAUUCCAAAGAAAUCAUGAACAACACAACUCCAAAACUGGAAAAUGAUGACAAAAGUAAAUGGAGUAAUAUAGAUAAUUUUGACUUUGAGAAAAAAGAAAAUAACGAUUUGUUAUCCCCCCAAAAUAAGAAUAAUUACGUCAUAGAUGAUGUGACAUCAUUGCACAGAAAUGAUCAUAACUGUAUCAACUGCAUGGAGAACGAUUCCAAGGGACGUAACAAUAGCAUAGGUAAUGAAUUCAUGACUACCAAUUCGGAAAAUGUACAAAGUAUAAAUGAACAUGAUAUAUAUAUUUGUAGUGAUAAAGAAAGCGAAAAAGAAAAUCUAUACGACAAUAGCUCAUUUGCACCCUGUGUAAGUCACUGUAAAAAUAAAUAUGCCUCCAGUAAAAUGGUUUUAGCAAUGGGUUCAUCGGACUUACCUAUACAGUUAUCCUCAUAUUUGUUUGUUAAAAAGGUGCUUAAACAUGAUGCUACCUUAAAAUUAUGGAAAGAAUGUUUGAAAAAUAUUACUUCCUCAAGUACUGAAAAAUCUAAUUUAACAUUACGAAUUGAUAGAGGUAUGGCUGCAACAGCAAAAAGCAUUGUUCAUACUAUGUGGUAUCAAAGCACAUAUUCUUUACUAAAUAUUGAUACAAAUAAACUUAGAGGAAAACCAAGAGAUAGACCAUUUAUGGUAGUAUUUAUAGGAGAAGGUGCAACUGAUUUUGGAGGACCAUUUCAUGAAUUCCUUUCAUCUAUUUCAAGAGAAGUUAUGGGAAAACUGUCAGAUUCUCCUGAUAAAAGUCUACCAAUAUUUCCUUUAUGUAUCCCUUGUCCAAAUUAUACUCAAGCAAUGGGAGGGCGACAAGAUACAGUCAUAAUUAACCCCCAAAGUAGUUCUUACAAUAUAAAUGAAUCAGAAUAUGUUGGUGAAUUAGGAAUUAUCGAUAAUUUAGAAAGUUUUAGAUGGCAGAUAUUACACAUAUAUAAUUCCAUACGACAGAUAAAAAAAAAAUUAGAUAAGUCACAAAAAAAUAUGUGUCAAAAGGACUUCAACAUCAAAGAAGAAAAUAAUUUCCUAGGUGAAGACGAAAGAGGUGACGAGGAAGAUCUUAUGUAUGCAGAAAAUUAUUUGGAAAAUAAUAAGUAUUCAAAUGAAAAAUUUCAAAAGGAAGGCAAUGAAAACCAUUUUAAGAUUAUUAAUAGUGAGAGAAAUGCUAAAAAUUGUAGCAUAAGUUCAAAUGAAAAAGUGGAACAAGUUGCCCAAUCAGACAAUGAGAAAAAUGAAAAGAGUGAAGAUAAAGCUGUAGAUUACGAUUGCAUCAGUUUUAUGGAUAGUUAUGGUGCAAAUACUAACAAUAUUGAUAAUGGUAGCCGAAAGGAUAAUAAUAAUGACAACAACAGAAUCAGAAGCAGCAUCAGUAGCAACAACAGCAGCAGUAACAACAACAACAAUAACAACAGCACGAUGAAUGAUAAAUUACGAAAUAAGAAAAUAUAUUCAAUAAAUGGAUACGAGAAUGUGAAAGAAGAUACGAUGAACAAAGACAAAAUAUACAUAUUCGGCAGUAAAAAAUCUGUUACAUUUGAAAAAAUACAGGAGGAUAAUAAAAUGAAUUUACAUUUAGAUAAUAAAGUUAACAAAAGCCAUUCUUCAUAUGAAAGUUGUAUGUAUGACAGUGAUGUACUUGAAAUUAUUAACAACACAUCAUUGAAAACGAGAAAUGAGUUUCUAAAUAGAGUACUAAAAAAGAAAAAAAGUAAAGAAAAUGAAAGAAUGGUACAUAAAGAAAUGGAGUACAAAAGUCUUAAAUCUGACAAUUUUAAGAAGAAUAACAAAAAACAUAAUGAUUUUAAAAAAAACAAUAUGAAUAUAAAAUAUGAUGAAAAAACAACAAGAGCAAUAGAAUUAGCCAUGUAUGAAUCAUUAGGUAGAGUUAUGGGCAUGUGUAUUUGUAUAGCAUCUGCCUUAAAUAUAUGCUUUAACCCAAUCAUUUGGAAAAAAAUAUGUGGUGCACCAUUAGAACUGCAAGAUCUAUGUGAUUACGAUUUUGUUGCUGUAGAAAUGUUAAAAACCUUGAAAAUGGUAAAUUCUGAAAAGAACAAUGGAUGGAACAUGGAAUUAAAACAAUCAUUAGGAGAUAUUACAUUCAUAACAGAAGAUUCUGGAGGGAAUUCCAUUGAAUUGAUAAGAAAUGGAGCAAAUGUACCAAUCAAUUUUGACAACUUAGAAUUGUUUAUCCGCUUAAUGACCAAAUGUAAAAUGAAUGAAUCAUCCAAAGGACUGAGAUAUUUAUUAAAAGGUUUUAGUUCUGUAAUACCUUUAGGUAGAUUAAGACUACUGUACGAGUUUACAAGUGUUGAACAUAUGGUUUGCGGUGAAAGAGAAAUUAACUUAGAAGUGCUAAAGGCUCACACUUGGUCAAACGAUUUGAAAAUAAAAGACAAGCUCUUUGCUGUAUUGGAGGAAUUUACUAAUGAACAGUUACAAUCAUUCCUCAGAUUUGUUUCAGGACGAUCAAGAUUACCAACAACUAAGAAUGAUUGGUACAUGAUUAUUGAUGUUGAUAACCCGAAUCAUAACAUUAGUCAAAUAGACCAAAGAUUGCCCACGGCUGUCACUUGUGGAUUUCGUUUGUUAUUACCCCAAUACUCGAGCUUAGAUAUUCUGAAAGAGAGACUUUUAUAUGCUAUUAAAAAUUGUACUGCUAUUGAUUUAGAUGCAUAUGUUGUCCACGACCAAAUGCAGUUAAUGUACGGAGAAUAA
Plasmodium gonderi is the source of this 27594-nucleotide messenger RNA. RefSeq lists its product as hypothetical. The transcript has a single exon. Gene Ontology annotation, molecular function: ubiquitin-protein transferase activity; protein binding. Bases 1 to 27594 code for a protein of 9197 amino acids. NCBI's taxonomy places the organism in Eukaryota, Apicomplexa, Aconoidasida, Haemosporida, Plasmodiidae. The record is from RefSeq and is a predicted model, not a curated record. Gene Ontology annotation, cellular component: cytoplasm.